AUGCACCAUGGAGGCAACCCCUCGGGCCAGGGAACGGAUAGAUGGGGAUGGACUUUAGAGUCUAGUGGAAAGUUUACAAGUAAAUCGGCUUACCUAGCUCAAGCUCUGGAGAGAGCCAGCCACUGUGAGGUGGCUCCAUCGCUCUGGAACAAACUAUGGAAUAGCAAGAUUCUGGAGCGGCACAAGAUUCUUUGGUGGUGCAUCCUCUCCACGGCGCUUCCUGUCAGAGAUGUUAUUGGGAGGAGACUCCAUAUAGAAGACACUAAAUGCCCCUUUUGUGAACAAGAGGAGGAAUCCAUUGAACACCUCUUCCUCACUUGUGAUGUGGCGUUACACUUUUGGCGAUCCUCCCCGUGGGGCAUAUAUCCAGUCUGUGGCAAUGGAAUUCGUGUUUGGGGCUGGGUGAAGUUUCUCUGGAGCCUUAAAAAUAGGGGUAUUCGCGAGGAGGAGGUUUUUCUCUAUGCAUCGAUAGUAAUUGAUACUAUCUGGAGGGCGCGAAAUGAAAAAGUUCACAAUAACCUUUCCCCGGAUGUUCCAAAAUGUAUUGACCUUAUUUACACUUCUUUUGCAGAUUUACAUGCUUCUCUAGUGCCGUCACCAACUCCGACCUUGCCAGAAAAUUGGAAUCCACCCCCCGAGGAUUGGAUCAAACUGAAUUGUGACGUUCGAGUGGGACUGGCGAGCAUGUGCACAGCUGUAGUUGCUAGAAACCACCUGGGUGAGGUGAUUCGGAUCCAUACAACUCAGUUGGACUUUUCGGAUGCUUUAUGUGGAGAAGCUGCGGCCUGUUGUUCAGCCAUUUCUCUGGCAAUUGAUUUAGGUUUAAAGUAUAUUAUUAUUGAGAGUGACUCGAGACUAGUUAUCAAUGUCCUCAAUGGGAAGGAGUCUCAUUGGGCCCUUGAGAACUAUGUCUCUUUUUGUUUGAGAUCCACUUCCUCAUUUACUAGUUGUAAUUUUUCCUUUGUUAGUAGACAUUGUAACUUUGCAGCCCAUAAUGUGGCUAAGUGGGCGUUUACCCACCAGAUGUAUGGAUGUAUUCCGGUCUCCACUUUACCGGAGAACCUACUUUGUAAUGACCGUGAGGUCUAG
Messenger RNA from Cannabis sativa, 1089 nucleotides. RefSeq lists its product as uncharacterized. Gene Ontology annotation, molecular function: RNA-DNA hybrid ribonuclease activity; nucleic acid binding. The coding region runs from base 1 to 1089 and encodes 362 amino acids. The transcript has 2 exons. NCBI's taxonomy places the organism in Eukaryota, Viridiplantae, Streptophyta, Magnoliopsida, Rosales, Cannabaceae. The record is from RefSeq and is a predicted model, not a curated record.